CGUUGGAUUCAACCUCGGAGCCCUGAAAAAUGGCUGAAACCAGACGGCGGCCUUUGCUGGAGCUGAAGGAAGAGGCUUUGGCAUUGUCCAGGGCGAGGCGCUUGAAGGUUGGCAAAGGAUCACCCGACAGCGCACUACAAGUAGCCUCACGAAGAACAUUAUCUCCUGACAAGGAGCCUGAAGCAGACGAGAAUCUCGCUGCUCCCUCGAAGGACAUUUACAUAGAGGCCAAAGAGUUGCAACGUGCACAUCGCGUGUUGACAGCCUCUGACUCAGAGUCCAAGCCUUUUGGAGGAUUCUGGCAUACACCAUCGCCAUGCCGCAAACGCGCCAUGUGUCCGGUGUGUGGUGCGAGCACAACACCCAGAGGUUCGGAUGGGACGCUGGAUGAGCCGUCAACUGAGAAAGACCUUGGGAUCCAGGUGGAAAUCUUGGAGGACCUGCUAGCCCAGAGCCGCCCAGUUGCUUCAGAGGCGAAACGGCUGCAACAUCAGCUUGCGAGCACUGAAGCUCGCCUGGCAGAUACACAGGCAGCUUUGGAUCUAGCCAUGGGUCUUUGCCAAGAGCUUCAUUCUGCGAUGGAGCUUCAGACUGCCGACUUCCAGCGCUUCGUGGAAGACCUACGGCGAGCAUGUGGAGCUUGGAUGGAGCAGCGCCAGCAGCUGGAGGUGGAGUUGGACACCAUGGUCAAGCUAUGUCUUCCAGGCAACAAGCAAAUAGCUGACCUGCACGAGGAGCUUCACUCAGCCCGCCAGAAGCUCCAGGUCUCCCGAAAGCGUGGGUCGCGCAGAGCAAGCACAAGAAGUCAUCACGCCACAAUCCAGGCCUUGCAGGCACAACUUCAAGACGCCCAGACACAGGGUGGGCACACCACACGUGAAGCCUUGUUGGAGUUGCAAGAACGUCUGCACAGGAAGAACGACGAGUUGCUGGCAGUGGAGGCCAAGAACGCACAGUUAGAAGCUCAGAAGGCGCACGCCGAAGAUCAGGUGCUGACGCUCCAGGCAGACCUGGAACAAGCUCAACAAGGCGUCGCGGAGGCCAAAAGGGAGGUGAAAUCUUCCAGGGCUGCAACACGUGCGAAACGUGCACAAGAAGUUCCACAAGGCCUGGUUGUGCGCUCAUUGGACAUGCUAUCCAAGGGCGAGGUGGUUUGGAAACUAUGCGCAGCCAAUGGAAAAUGGCAGGAACGAUUUAUGGCCGUCACGCCAGGACCGCCCGCAGCACCGGAGAGUCUCAAAUGGUCCAAAGAUGCGGGCAGGCGAAAGUUACGACGCCCAAGCUCUGUGGGCCUCCAAGAGAUCGUGCAUGUGGGCUUCGGUGCUGAAGCCUUGCCGGCACGCCACAAAGCACAGGUGACUAAACCCUGGUGCUGCUUUUCCGUGUGGACAGCACAGCGGUCAUUUCAUUUCAAGGCAGAGAGUGAGCUGAUUGCAGAGAACUUUGUUUUGGGACUGUCUCGGCUGUGUCCCGGGACAAAGCCUACUCCGGUGCGCGAUGUGGUGCUGCAUCGUGCCCUAGGCAAGAUGGGGCCUGAUGCCAAGUCCAGGGCUGCAGCUUUGUCGAAAGCUUUACGGGCCGCCAGCGCCAGCGCCAGCGCCGCACAGGGCCUAGGUGAACCUGAUCGAGUGACCCACGGAGAGGAGGAGGAGGAGGUGCACUUUGCCAGAUUGGGGACAGCUUUGUCCGAGGCACUCGACGAGGGGUCAGUUGCCAUCGGUGGUUCAGUCGGUGCACUUUGCCAGCGGGUUCCGGGACCGACAAACGCGUUUCGGAGAGGCGGAGUGGGAAGACAGUUUUUCACCGAUGUCGUCCAACAGCAGAGAGGGAAAGAGUUGAGUGGUAAUUACCACAAUACAGGACAUAUCAGGCAAUAAUGGCCAUUUGCACGUGUGUGUUUUUCUUUGAAGGUUUCCCUGCCUCCCUGCCGUCAUUUUUCAAUCUGGGCGAAAUCGCUUCAGGUCGCUGAGGGUGGUGAAGAAGAGGAGGUGGAAUCUGAGUUGGCAACGGAUGAUGAGCUGAAUUCAGCCACAAAGAUUGGCUCAGGACCAAAAUGGAGUGCCGAGCAUGGGCCUUUGCUUUCGGGUUCAUUGAAUAAGUACUUGAAGUGGGAGGGCAUUUUGUUACUUUUGUUGACAUGUUUAUUUAUGCAUUUGUGUGUGUACAGCAAGUUUGAAGGGUUGAUGCUUCGGAUACCUAGGCUUUUGCUUUUAUUUGUCUACGUGGUUGACCGACUCUGGCUUAAUUGACUUGGGGGAGAUGGCCUGUGGACACGUA
Molecule: messenger RNA, 2277 nt
Organism: Durusdinium trenchii
Lineage: Eukaryota; Dinophyceae; Suessiales; Symbiodiniaceae
Source: the annotation of a GenBank genome assembly